UGGAGCCUCUGGCUCUCCCAAGAAGACUCCCUGCACCCUUCCUAUCUCAUUGGCUCCCCAGGCAUGGUGAAUGCCUGUUGAAGAAACGUCCCAGUCCCCAGCUUUGUUUGGAGAGGCUGAUUGCAGAAUGUGGUGAGAGGCAUUUCUGGCACCUUUAGUCUUGUGGGAAGGUCUGCAGAGCAUUUGCCAGCCCCCAGUUGGCUGACAAUGGAAGGGCUUGCUGGAGAUGCCUAGCUGGCUGCUGCUUUUCUGCUGGCUUGAAAGACAUUCACUGAUGAGCAGAACCCUCAUUUGCCCUCUCGCUCCUUUUACCAUGCUUGCUGCUUGGUAGGGUCUGAGAGGUGGGAACGGAGACAAACACCUGGGCUUCCAAGGAUCCUGCCUGCAGGCAACAGGAUGGAUAACAAAGCCAUGUACAUGCACACUUUUGGGGAGAGGGAGAAUGGAUCCAUCUUUGAAGAGCCAUUUGAUGGAAAGAACCUUUCGAAGCUGAACCUCUGGGAGGAUGGUGCAGGCAGCAAGAAGAAACCAUCAGGGCACUGUGGCCAUCUUGGAUCCUUGGCUGCCCUCAAAUAUGCAGUGGUUGGGCUGUACUUGCUGGUAUUCCUGAUUCUUGUGGGAGUCUUUAUCUUAGCAGUGUCUAGACCUCAGAGUUCUCCUGAAGACCUGAAGGUGCUAACAGGGAAUGUGAACCGAUUAAACGAAAGUUUGCGGGACCUUCAGCUGAAAACAAUUCACCAGCCCAUCAAAGUAGACUUCAUGGACCACAUCUGGCGUCUUCAGGACCUCCUGCAGAACCAUUCUGAUUCCCUCCUGGCAAUGACAGGCUCCCUUCAGAAACUGGAAGGGACUCUCGGGAGCUUGCAGGCACAAGCUGCCCAGACAGAUAGAGUUGUUGCUGGACUGAGGGACAGUCUGAUCCAGCAGAGUGACCUCGCCCAGAUGGAAAUCUACAGGCUCUCAGUGGAGGGAAACAGCAGCCUGCUGAGACUGAAGCACCAUGAAGUCUUGCUCAAUGAGCUGGCAUCCCAUGUGGAGUCCAUGAGUGACCAGCUGACCAUGGUGGGUGGGGAAGUAGGCACCAUGAACAGGACUCUGUCCUAUGACGUGGGCAUCCACCACACCCGCAUCCAGGACCUACAGGUCCUGAUCAGCAAUGCCACGGAGGAUGCCCGGCAGAUGCGUCUCGUCCACAUUGCCAUGGAGCAGCAGCUCAAGCAUGAGCUGGCCAUCCUGAACAAUGUCACUGAGGACCUGAGGCUCAAGGACUGGGAGCACUCCAUCGCCUUGAGGGACAUCUCUGUCAUACAAGGGCCUCCAGGACCAAAAGGGGAUCAAGGCAACGAAGGGAUGGAAGGUGAACCUGGACCGCCUGGCUUACCUGGACUGCAAGGGUACCCUGGGGAAAGAGGACCGAUGGGGCAACGUGGCCCCAAGGGGGACCAAGGACUUCUGGGUGCACGAGGAUUGCCUGGCUUCCGUGGAAUGACAGGUGACCGAGGCCCAAAGGGAGAAAAAGGAGAGAAGGGAGAGAAAGGGGACAGAGGUACAGAAACAGCACCUGCUGCAGUAGAGGGGGUCAUUCGUCUGGUGAAUGGAUCGGGCCCCCAUGAGGGGCGAGUGGAAGUUUUCUACAACCGACUAUGGGGGACUGUUUGUGAUGACGGCUGGGACAAGAAGGACGGUGAUGUUGCGUGCCGGAUGCUGGGUUUCCGGGGUGCUGAAGAGGUUUACAGAAUGGCUGCAUUUGGGCAAGGGACUGGGCGUAUCUGGAUGGAUGACGUGGCCUGCAAGGGGACAGAGGACAGCCUGUUCCAGUGCAGCUUUCCCAGCUGGGGGAAAACAAACUGUGGACAUGCCGAGGAUGCAGGAGUGACAUGCUCGAUGCUGUGAUAAGAGAACUUUGGCAACCAAAGACUAUCCAUUGUGAAGGGAACUGUUGCAUCCCAGAGACUGUUCAAGACCGGCAGCCAUCUUUCUUCUUUUCCAGGUGCUGGCCAAGCAGAGCAGUAUCUCUCAGGGCUUGCUGUAGAGUCUACUGUGAUCCAGUGAUGCCACCAGGAUGAGGAUCAAGCCCUUCCUAAAUGAUAUUGCUUCUGUUUCUCACAUGUAGUCCAACGUUAUGAGAUAACGAGAGCCUUAAAAAUGUGUGUUCCUGAUACAACAGCUAGAAUUAUGCAGAUCUUGAAUAGGCAGCUGUGACAAUCUCAUUAUUGCAAGCAGUGUACGAUGCAGCAAACAAACCAGCACUACAGUUCCAUAAGGCCUGAAGACGCAUGUGGCGGGGAACAGCUGAGCACCUAAGGGCAUAACCUAUUUUCUUAGCAAGCUGUUGGUUGUGGCUUUUUUUUCAUCAUAAAAUAAAAACAAUGGUGUGUUAUUCUGUAA
This is a messenger RNA of Heteronotia binoei (common prickly gecko), 2388 nucleotides long. It is a transcript of the gene SCARA5, whose product is annotated as scavenger receptor class A member 5. NCBI's taxonomy places the organism in Eukaryota, Metazoa, Chordata, Lepidosauria, Squamata, Gekkonidae. Bases 397 to 1893 code for a protein of 498 amino acids. Gene Ontology annotation, cellular component: plasma membrane. Gene Ontology annotation, molecular function: ferritin receptor activity. The record is from RefSeq and is a predicted model, not a curated record. Gene Ontology annotation, biological process: iron ion transmembrane transport. The transcript is spliced from 9 exons.